Molecule: messenger RNA, 2871 nt
Organism: Varanus komodoensis (Komodo dragon)
Lineage: Eukaryota; Metazoa; Chordata; Lepidosauria; Squamata; Varanidae
Gene: DR1
Product: down-regulator of transcription 1
Exons: 3
Coding region: 437-967 (176 amino acids)
Biological process (GO): positive regulation of transcription by RNA polymerase II; chromatin remodeling; RNA polymerase II preinitiation complex assembly
Cellular component (GO): negative cofactor 2 complex
Molecular function (GO): protein heterodimerization activity; TBP-class protein binding; general transcription initiation factor activity
Source: RefSeq, a predicted model, not a curated record
UCGCGAGCCCUCUCCUUGUUUCCGGCAGUUCAUUACGCGUUGUGAGAGAGCGAGCGAGCGAGCGAGAGAAAGGCAGGAAAGAAAGAGAGCGGCGGGGAGGCGCGUUCUUCUCUGGUCGCCCGUUCCUGGAGGCGGCAGCACUGACAGGAUAGCAGCAGAGCCUGAAGGGAUGUGGCGGCGCCGGCGCCGGUGGCUGCUGUUGUAACGCUGGUGGCUGUGGAGGAACCCGAGUGCGGUCUCCGCCGACAGUCCCCCGCUCCGCUCUGUCCGCCGCUAGCCCUGCAGCGUGGGGGACAGCAGCGCUCCCGGUUCCGGCGCCGCUUGGCCCGGCCCAGCCAGCCUCCACUGGUUCCGCCCCCUUCCAGUUCCCCUCAAGCCGGAGUUUGGGGUGACGGGCUCUGACCGUUAACGAGGCCUGCGCCCAUAGCAGCCCAGAAUGGCUUCGUCGUCCGGCAACGACGACGAUCUGACCAUCCCCCGGGCGGCGAUCAAUAAGAUGAUCAAGGAGACGCUGCCGAACGUGCGGGUGGCCAACGAUGCCCGAGAGCUGGUGGUGAACUGCUGCACCGAGUUCAUCCACCUCAUCUCCUCCGAGGCCAACGAGAUCUGCAACAAGUCCGAAAAGAAAACGAUCUCGCCGGAGCACGUCAUCCAAGCACUAGAAAGUUUAGGGUUCGGCUCCUAUAUCAGUGAGGUAAAAGAAGUCUUACAAGAAUGCAAAACAGUAGCACUAAAAAGAAGAAAGGCUAAUUCUCGUUUGGAAAAUCUUGGCAUUCCUGAAGAAGAGCUCCUAAGACAGCAGCAAGAGUUAUUUGCAAAAGCCAGGCAACAGCAAGCAGAGCUUGCCCAGCAGGAAUGGCUACAGAUGCAGCAAGCAGCCCAGCAGGCACAGCUUGCUGCCGCCUCAGCCAGUGCAUCCAACCAGGCAGGAUCUUCUCAAGAUGAAGAUGAUGAUGAUGACAUCUGAAAUCUCCCAGGCUGAGUUUUGAUACCUGCAAAGAAAUAGUUGUCCUGCACAACAAAACCAGUGAAAUGAAUGCUUGCCUGUAACUUUGUCUGCAUCUUGGACCGGCCAUUGGUAUUUUAGGGAUGUCUGCUGUUGUGUGCUGUACAUGUCAAAACUGUCUCUUUGAACUCUUGAAGACUUAAGGUUCAGUAUCAUAUCAACUUUGGAUUUUUAAUGGUGUUUAUGGAAAUUUUAGAUAGCCGUGUGUCACUUAUUUGAUCAACAGUGUUAAAAUAAAGUUUAUAAAAUAUAACAGAAUUUAUACAGAAGCUCUAAAUUCAUAUUUGCAUUUUUCUUCCCUUUUAACCAUAGAAUCUUAUGUACAAUCUUUUUAAUUUGUUUUUUGGAAGGAAGCAGACUUUCAGUCUGCUUUGGGUAGAAAAAGCAAAGGGUUCAGUGUGAUAUGGUCUGAAUUCUUUGUCUUUUUAAAAUGAGGAGGUAGAGAUAUGGCAAUGAAUACUAUGCUCAAAUACCACCUGAGAACUGAUACAUUUUUGCCAAACAAGGAAAAUGUAUGUUUAAUAGGAGAUGUACAGAUUGAUUUUUUUAUUUUAUUUUUUUGGGGUAUAAGGAGGAAAAAAACAAAAACCUGAGACUUUAUUAUGUUAUCAGUUCAGUGUCCUGACCAACAUGAAGCUUCAUUUCAAAUAUUGCCCACUUUGGAAAAUUAAAACUAUUCUUGUUUGAGAUCCAUUUCAUUUUAACUGUAGGCAGGAUUACACGCAUAAUAUACAUGUUCAUAGACAUAGGUGUUCAAAUGGGAAAGUGGAGUUUUGUGGACAGAGUUUUAACUCUGUUUUGAUUGGGAAUCCUUAAAAAAUCAGGCCUAUGAAAGCAAAUAUUGGAGCUAAUGAGCAUGCUCACAGUGAGAGGGUUUUUAUUUAACUCUGAUUAUUUGUUGUCAGCACAAUGUUAACAGUUUUCAAACUAGUGUACCAAUAGAUAAGCUUUAUCUUGUGAAACUGACUGCUUUUACAUUCAGGUAGGAUACUAGUUAUACAUGAUUCAGUUCCAAGUUUAGUUUGGUGACCUAAGCCCCUAGACUGACCAACAGGACCUGAAUUAGGAAAAAUUAUUUUGGGAUUGUGGUGGAAAUGGGGUUUUUUUUCCAUAGCAGUGCUUAGAUGACUAUUUGUGUUGAAAUAAAGAACAUUUUAGAAUUUGAAAAUAUACUUGAAGAUUUAUCAGCAUAUUUUUCUGGUACUUUUGCAGGGGAGAUAGAAUCCCAUAUCUUGCAUAUGAAUGCAUAAAGCAGCAUUAUCAGACUGCAGAAAUAUUAAACUUUAUAGCAUUGCCUUGAUGGCUAUUGAAGAUUGUGUAAGAACUGAGAUUAAAUGGUUGGAAGUCUUGUUGGUGAGCAGAGAAUCAAACUGAGAGUCAAAUUAAGAUCUUGAAUUGCAGUUUAAGUUAAGGGGGGGGGUUCAUCUGUAAUAAUUUGCACCUGUAUUUAUACCCUGGUGUUGGAGAGAUACAUUAGUCUGAAUGUUAAGCUGAAACACAUUUGUGAGUUCAGCUGGAAAAGUAUUGGGACAAGAUCUGAUUAAAGAUCUAGUCUUCAUGAUGGUUGAAGUACCAAAGGUAGAAACACUAGACUAGUGAAACCAUGUUAAUGUGCAGUGUUGGCUUUUCUAAUUUGUACUGUAACACCCUUACCCUUCCUGUUUUAAAUGAGUUUUUUUCUUUUUAAGCAAGGAAGAAAGAUAAACUUUCACACUUUUUUUCUGAUGCAGAGUUCAGGUUAAUAUUUUACUGCAUCUCGUAUGUAUCAUAAUAUGUUUGAAUUCCUGUGACCUUUGGACAUACUUGUGCUUUUUCAUAUGCUGUAUUCCUCAAGCAAUAAAAUUCAAAUGUGUUUUUAUAUUUAA